Molecule: messenger RNA, 2050 nt
Organism: Durusdinium trenchii
Lineage: Eukaryota; Dinophyceae; Suessiales; Symbiodiniaceae
Source: the annotation of a GenBank genome assembly
CUCCGAAUCUGAAUGACUUAAUGAAACAAGGUUCAGUUGAGUCGUGUUCAAUGGCGUUCACAUUCUAUUUGCACUGUCUCGUACUUCAUUCAGGCAGCCGACUGCCAUGCACUAGUGGUCUGCAUGUUCACGAACUUGGUGGUUGCAAUCUCUACGAAAAGGAGGAGUUGGUCAGCUCUUGCAUUCCGGCAUUGAGCGAUUUACGCUACAUAGUCCGAGGCUGUUGUGGCCCAAGAGGUAAGGACAAGAAGCUUGGACUAGGCUUGAAACUUUACACGGUCCAUUCACCUUGGCGACCUGAAGCCACUGCGACUGCUCAUUACCAGGAGGCGUUCGAACGGCUUCGACAAGCCCUCAACGUGUUGAAGGAGCGCCACUCCGACCCAUGGAACUGGCACGAGUACUUGGGAGACGAGCCAAUUGAUGUUCUGGAGGAGGGUGAAGAAGAGGAGGAUGCCGAGAUGCUGGCCUUGAAACCAAAGGCGCGGAAGAACAUCGACCGGCUGAAGAGCCAUUUGAUCACAGCCCACUGGACCAGCAGACGGGCGGUCGUUCAAGAGCUGAACCGGGCUGGUCACGCUGCAGACCUGGCGUACUACUACAUGUCCAUCCAUCCUGAGUUGAUGAAAGAGUGCGUCGUCAUCAUGGGCACUGCUGGGGAUAUUGAUGAGGACCUCCUCUUGGAGAGUGGGGACGGCUCUCCAGAAAAGGUUAUGGCAGCGCUCCAAGCCAAGUUGGACAUCGCCAAUGAGAAGAUCGAAACCCUUACGACGGAGGUGAAUGAUCUACGGCAUCGGCUGAUUGAGACCAACUACGAGAGCGAGGACCGUCUGCGAAAUUGGUCCAGCUGCAAGAUGCAGGCAGAGGAAGCAAUCCAGAGAUUGGACAAGCAGACAAGGACACUGAACGCAGUUCUGGAGCGUGAGGCAGAAUUACAGGAAGACUAUGAUGACCUCUUUGCUCGGCAUGUUCGUGCCUCGAAGAUGAUGAUCUACAAAGCAAGGCAAGGCCUACGAGAUCGCCUCUUCUUGCAGAACAAGAAAGAGAAUCUCUUCUAUUCCUUUCAGGGGUUUAUGUACAUCCUGCAACAGGAAAAGGAAGAACGAAUCAGACGAGAACAGGAGGAGAUGCGAGACAGUGUGGAGUUUGCACUGCGCAACGAGGUGCGAUUCUUACUGAACGAGAACCUCCGCUGCAACGAUGCGGUGAAGCUCGUGGCGACCGAAGCGAGUCGUUUGAAGUCCGACCGCCGUGCGCUGGCGAAGCGUUUGCUUUACAGGCAACGGCCAUAUGAGCGUCUGGAAUAUUUGCUCUGGAUCUGGGAGCUGUGGCAACCAUUGCGUGGUGCCUUGCGCCUUGAGAAGCAUCUGGACCAAACACAGGCAUCAUUGGCUGCGGUGAACCAGCAACUGACAUGGAGCUCUCGGCAAAUGGUGCCUUUGAUGAACUUCAUGGAUCAGCUCAGGAUGGAAGUCCUGAAGGAACAGCUGGAAGGGGAUUUGAUGCGUCGCGAGCUGGUUGCUGCCAGCGCGCGACAGUUCGCUGCACUCACAGAACGCCUACGGCUGCAGCGUUCGCAGGAGAUGGAGAUCUUGGUGCGUUUACGGGAGCUGGAGAACGAGUCGAAGGACGAGCGUAUCGCGGUCUUGGAACGCGAGAUCGCGGAGGACAAACACAUCCACGCGCUGAAGGGCAUGAUCGUUGACUUGGAGUGCAACCUACGGCGGGCUUUGGAUCGCCGGAAGCCGCGGUCCUUUGUGGUGCCACCGGGGACCGCGGGGCCAAAGUGCGUGAGCUGUGGGAGAGAGACGUCCUUCCGCGCUUGGAAACUUCCGCCCGAUGGCCUCACACGGAGCGCUUCAGAGGUGGACUUGUCUCGGAGCGAUCGCAUGGUCUCCCCAAAGGUGGAGCGAAGUCCCAGGACCCGCGCAGCCUGGAGCGACGAAGAAAAGGAAUCCAAGUUUGUGGCAGUCUGGAGAUGAGCGGCGUUGAUUUGUUUUUUUGGGUGUGGAGACAACGUGUCUCAACAUCGUUUGUUGGAUUCUUCCAG